GUGCGGAUUUAUUCCGGGUCAAUUUUGGGCAGAUUGCAAAGGGGUACCAUCACCGAUGUUGGGCGAUUUUUCCGAAAUGCCAUUUUCUUUCAAUUCUGGAGGCUACAGAUCAUGAAAUCAGGCCGAGGCUAUUCUCCACCGAUAAUGAAGUCUAUUGAUCCUAUUCUCCACGGAUGAUAAGUCCAUUAAACACCGAUUUGGGCCAAUUUAUUUUUGGAUGGCAUUUUCGUAAUUUUGUGGGCGUCGAAAUGCCAUUUUCUUUGGAUUUUGAAGACUACGGAUAACGAAUUCGGCCUGAGACUAUUCUUCAGCGAUGACUAAGUCCAUUAAGCACCGAUUUUGGCGGAUUUAUUCCGGGUCAAUUUUUGGCAGAUUGCAAAGGGGUACCAUCAUCGAUUUUGGGCGAUUUUUCCGAAAUGCCAUUUUCUUUCGAUUCUGGAUGCUACAGAUCACGAAAUCAGGCCGAGGCUAUUCUCCACCGAUAAUGAAGUCUAUUGAUCCUAUUCUCCACGGAUGAUAAGUCCAUUAAACACCAAUUUGGGUCAAUUUAUUUUCGGAUGGCAUUUUCGAAAUUUUGUGGGCGUCGAAAUGCCAUUUUCUUUGGAUUUUGAAGGCUACAGAUCAUGAAUUCGGCCUGAGACUAUUCUUCAACCAUGACUAAGUCCAUUAAUCACCGAUUUGGGCGGAUUUAUUCCGGGUCAAUUUUUGGCAGAUUGCAAAGGGGUACCAUCACCAAUUUUGGGAGAUUUUUCUGAAAUGUCAUUUUCUUUCAAUUCUCGAGGCUACAGAUCACGAAAUCAGGCCGAGGCUAUUCUCCACCGAUAAUGAAGUCUAUUGAUCCUAUUCUCCACGGAUGAUAAGUCCAUUAAACACCGAUUUGGGCCAAUUUAUUUUCGGAUGGCAUUUUCGUAAUUUUGUGGGCGUCGAAAUGCCAUUUUCUUUGGAUUUUGAAGGCUACAGAUCACGGAUUCGGCUUGAGACUAUUGUUCAACGAUGACGAAGUCCAUUAAGCACCGAUUUGGGCAUAUUUAUUCCGGGUCAAUUUUUGGCAGAUUGCAAAGGGGUACCAUCACCAAUUUUGGGCGAUUUUUCCGAAAUGCCAUUUUCUUUCGAUUCUGGAGGCUACAGAUCAUGAAAUCAGGCCGAGGCUAUUCUCCACCGAUAAUGAAGUCUAUUGAUCCUGUUCUCCACGGAUGAUAAGUCCAUUAUACACCGAUUUGGGCCAAUUUAUUUUCGGAUGGCAUUUUCGUAAUUUUAUGGGCGUCGAAAUGCCAUUUUCUUUGGAUUUUGAAGGCUACAGAUCACGGAUUCGGCUUGAGACUAUUCUUCAACGAUGACGAAGUCCAUUAAGCACCGAUUUGGGCAUAUUUAUUCCGGGUCAAUUUUUGGCAGAUUGCAUAGGGGUACCAUCACCAAUUUUGGGCGAUUUUUCCGAAAUGCCAUUUUCUUUCGAUUCUGGAGGCUACAGAUCAUGAAAUCAGGCCGAGGCUAUUCUCCACCGAUAAUGAAGUCUAUUGAUCCUGUACUCCACGGAUGAUAAGUCAAUUAAACACCGAUUUGGGCCAAUUUAUUUUCGGAUGGCAUUUUCGUAAUUUUGUGGGCGUCGAAAUGCCAUUUUCUUUGGAUUUUGAAAACUACAGAUCACGGAUUCGGCCUGAGACUAUUCUUCAACGAUGACUAAGUCCAUUAAGCACUGAUUUGGGGAGAUUUAUUCCAGGUCAAUUUUUGGCAGAUUGCAAAGGGGUACCAUCACCGAUUUUGGGCGAUUUUUCCGAAAUGACAUUUUCUUUCGAUUCUGGAAGCUACGGAUCACGAAAUCAGGCCGAGGCUAUUCUCCACCAAUAAUGAAGUCUAUUGAUCCUAUUCUCCACGGAUGAUAAGUCCAUUAAACACCAAUUUGGGUCAAUUUAUUUUCGGAUGGCAUUUUCGUAAUUUGUGGGCGUCGAAAUGCCAUUUUCUUUGGAUUUUGAAGGCUACAGAUCACGGAUUCGGCCUGAGACUAUUCUUCAACGAUGACUAAGUCCAUUAAGCACCGAUUUGGGCGGAUUUAUUCCGGGUCAAUUUUUGGCAGAUUGCAAAGGGGUACCAUCACCGAUUUUGGGCGAUUUUUCCGAAAUGCCAUUUUCUUUCGAUUCUGGAGGCUACAGAUCACGAAAUCAGGCCGAGGCUAUUCUCCACCGAUAAUGAAGUCUAUUGAUCCUAUUCUCCACGGAUGAUAAGUCCAUUAAACACCGAUUUGGGUCAAUUUAUUUUCGGAUGGCAUUUUCGUAAUUUUGUGAGCGUCGAAAUGCCAUUUUCUUUGGAUUUUGAAGGCUACAGAUCAUGGAUUCGGCUUGAGACUAUUCUUCAACGAUGACUAAGUCCAUUAAGCACCGAUUUGGGCGGAUUUAUUCCGGGUCAAUUUUUGGCAGAUUCCAAAGGAGUACCAUCACCGAUUUUGGGCGAUUUUUCCGAAAUGCCAUUUUCUUUCGAUUCUGGAGGCUACAGAUCACGAAAUCAGGCCGAGGCUAUUCUCCACCGAUAAUGAAGUCUAUUGAUCCUAUUCUCCAUGGAUGAUAAGUCCAUUAAACACCGAUUUGGGCCAAUUUAUUUUCGGAUGGCAUUUUCGUAAUUUUGUGGGCGUCGAAAUGCCAUUUUCUAUGGAUUUUGAAGGUUACAGAUCACGGAUUCAGCCUGAGACUAUUCUUCAACGAUGAUUAAGUCCAUUAAGCGCCGAUUUGGGCGGAUUUAUUCCGGGUCAAUUUUAGGCUGAUUGCAAAGGGGUAUCAUCAUCGAUUUUGGGCGAUUUUUCCGAAAUGCCAUUUUCUUUCGAUUCUGGAGGCUACAGAUCACGAAAUCAGGCCGAGGCUAUUCUCCACCGAUAAUGAAGUCUACUGAUCCUAUUCUCCACGGAUGAUAAGUCCAUUAAACACCGAUUUGGGCCAAUUUAUUUUCGGAUGGCAUUUUCGUGUGGGCGGCGAAAUGCCAUUUUCUUUGAAUUUUGAAGGCUACAGAUCACGGAUUCGGCCCGAGACUAUUCUUCAACGAUCACUAAGUCCAUUAAGCACCGAUUUGGGCGGAUUUAUUCCGGGUCAAUUUUUGGCAGAUUGCAAAGGAGUACCAUCAUGAUUUUGGGCGAUUUUUCCGAAAUGCCAUUUUCUUUCGAUUAUUGAGGCAACAGAUCACGAAAUCAGGCCGAGGCUAUUCUCCACCGAUAAUGAAGUCUAUUGAUCCUAUUCUCCACGGAUGAUAAGUCCAUUAAACACCGACUUGGCCCAAUUUAUUUUAGGAUGACAUUUUUGGUAAUUUUGCUGGCGUCGAAAUGUCAUUUUCUUGGGAUUUUGAAUGCUACAGAUCACGGAUUCGGCGUGAGACUAUUCUUCAAUGAUGACUAAGUCCAUUAAGCACCGAUUUGGGAGGAUUUAUUCCGGGUCAAUUUUUGGCAGAUUACAAAGGGGUACCAUCACCGAUUUUGGGCAAUUUUUCCGAAAUGCCAUUUUCUUUCGAUUCUGGAGGCUACAGAUCAUGAAAUCAGGCCGAGUCUAUUCUCCACCGAUAAUGAAGUCUAUUGAUCCUGUACUCCAUGGAUGAUAAGUCAAUUAAACAGCGAUUUGGGUAAAUUUAUUUUCGGAUUGCAUUUUCGUAAUUUUGUGGGCGUCGAAAUUCCAUUUUCUUUGGAUUUUGAAGGCUACAGAUCACGUAUUCGGCCUGAGACUAUUCUUCAACGAUGACUAAGUCCAUUAAGCUCAGAUUCGAGGCGAUUUAUUCCGGGUCAAUUUUUGGCAGAUUGCAAAGGGGUACCAUCACCGAUUUUGGGCGAUUUUUCCGAAAUGCCAUUUUCUUUCUAUUCUAGAGGCUACAGAACACGAAAUCAAGCAGAGGCUAUUCUCCACCGAUAAUGAAGUCUAUUGAUCCUAUUCUCCACGAAUGAUAAGUCCAUUAAACACCGAUUUGGGCCAAUUUAUUUUCGGAUGGCAUUUUCGUAAUUUUGUGGCCGUCAAAAUGCCAUUUUCUUUGGAUUUUGAAGGCUACAGAUCACGGAUUCGGCCUGAUACUAUCUUCAACGAUGACUAAGUCCAUUAAGCACCAAUUUAGACGGAUUUAUUUCGGGUCAAUUUAUGGCAGAUUGCAAAGGGGUACCAACACCGAUUUUGGGCGAUUUUUCCGAAAUGCCAUUUUCUUUCGAUUCUGGAGGCUACAGAUCACGAAAUCUGGCCGAGGCUAUUCUCCACCGAUAAUAUAGUCUAUUGAUCCUAUUCUCCACGGAUGAUAAGUCCAUUAAACACCGAUUUGGGCAUAUUUAUUUUCGGAUGGCAUUUUCAUAAUUUUGUGGCCGUCAAAAUGCCAUUUUCUUUGGAUUUUGAAGGCUACAGAUAACGGAUUCGGCCUGAGACUAUUCUUCAACGAUGACUAAGUCCAUUAAGCUCCGAUUCGAGGCGAUUUAUUCCGGGUCAAUUUUUGGCAGAUUGCAAAGGGGUACCAUCACCGAUUUUGGGCGAUUUUUCCGAAAUGCCAUUUUCUUUCGAUUCUGAGGCUACAGAUCACGAAAUCAAGCAGAGGUUAUUCUCCACCGAUAAUGAAGUCUAUUGAUCCUAUUCUCCACGAAUGAUAAGUCCAUUAAACACCGAUUUGGGCCAAUUUAUUUUCGGAUGGCAUUUUCGUAAUUUUGUGGCCGUCAAAAUGCCAUUUUCUUUGGAUUUUGAAGGCUACAGAUCACGGAUUCGGCCUGAUACUAUUCUUCAACGAUGACUAAGUCCAUUAAGCACCAAUUUAGACGGAUUUAUUUCGGGUCAAUUUUUGGCAGAUUGCAAAGGGGUCGUACCAUCACCGAUUUUGGGCGAUUUUUCCGAAAUGCCAUUUUCUUUCGAUUCUGGAGGCUACAGAUCACGAAAUCAGGCCGAGGCUAUUCUCCACCGAUAAUAUAGUCUAUUGAUCCUAUUCUCCACGGAUGAUAAGUCCAUUAAACACCGAUUUGGGCAAAUUUAUUUUCGGAUGGCAUUUUCGUAAUUUUGUGGGCGUCGAAAUGCCAUUUUCUUUGGAUUUUGAAGGCUACAGAUCACGGAUUCGGCUUGAGACUAUUCUUCAACGAUGACGAAGUCCAUUAAGCUCCGAUUUGGGCAGAUUUAUUCAGGGUCAAUUUUUGGCAGAUUGCAAAGGGGUACCAUCACCAAUUUUGGGCGAUUUUUCCGAAAUGCCAUUUUCUUUCGAUUCUGGAGGCUACAGAUCAUGAAAUCAGGCCGAGUCUAUUCUCCACCGAUAAUGAAGUCUAUUGAUCCUGUACUCCAUGGAUGAUAAGUCAAUUAAACAGCGAUUUGGGUAAAUUUAUUUUCGGAUUGCAUUUUCGUAAUUUUGUGGGCGUCGAAAUUCCAUUUUCUUUGGAUUUUGAAGGCUACAGAUCACGUAUUCGGCCUGAGACUAUUCUUCAACGAUGACUAAGUCCAUUUAGCACCGAUUUGGGCAGAUUUAUUCCGGGUCAAUUUUUGGCAGAUUGCAAAGGGGUACCAUCACCGACUUUGGGCAACUUUUCCGAAAUGCCAUUUUCUUUCGAUUCUGGAGGCUACAGAUCACGAAAUCAGGUCGAGGCUAUUCUCCACCGAUAAUGAAGUCUAUUGAUCCUAUACUCCACGGAUGAUAAGUCAAUUAAACACCGAUUUGGGCCAAUUUAUUUUCGGAUGGCAUUUUCGUAAUUUUGUGUGCGUCGAAAUUCCAUUUUCUUUGGAUUUUGAAGGCUACAGAUCACUGAUUCGGCCUGAGACUAUUCUUCAACGAUGACUAAGUCCAUUAAGCACCGAUUUGGGCGGAUUUAUUCCGGGUCAAUUUUUGGCAGAUUGCAAAGGGGUACCAUCAGCGAUUUUGGGCGAUUUUUCCGAAAUGCCAUUUUCUUUCGAUUCUGGAGGCUACAGAUCACGAAAUCAGGCCGAGGCUAUUCUCCACCGAUAAUGAAGUCUAUUGAUCCUAUUCUCCACGGAUGAUAAGUCCAUUAAACACCAAUUUGGGUCAAUUUAUUUUCGGAUUACAUUUUAGUAAUUUGUGGGCGUCGAAAUGCCAUUUUCUUUGGAUUUUGAAGGCUACAUAUCACGGAUUCGUCCUGAGACUAUUCUUCAAGGAUGACUAAGUCCAUUAAAAACCGAUUUGUGCGGAUUUAUUCCGGGUCAAUUUUGGGCAGAUUGCAAAGGGGUACCAUCACCGAUUUUGGGCGAUUUUUCCGAAAUGCCAUUUUCUUUCAAUUCUGGAGGCUACAGAUCAUGAAAUCAGGCCGAGGCUAUUCUCCACCGAUAAUGAAGUCUAUUGAUCCUAUUCUCCACGGAUGAUAAGUCCAUUAAACACCGAUUUGGGCCAAUUUAUUUUUGGAUGGCAUUUUCGUAAUUUUGUGGGCGUCGAAAUGCCAUUUUCUUUGGAUUUUGAAGACUACAGAUAACGAAUUCGGCCUGAGACUAUUCUUCAACGAUGACUAAGUCCAUUAAGCACCGAUUUUGGCGGAUUUAUUCCGGGUCAAUUUUUGGCAGAUUGCAAAGGGGUACCAUCAUCGAUUUUGGGCGAUUUUUCCGAAAUGCCAUUUUCUUUCGAUUCUGGAGGCUACAGAUCCCGAAAUCAGGCCGAGGCUAUUCUCCACCGAUAAUGAAGUAUAUUCAUCCUAUUCUCCACAAAUGAUAAGUCCAUUAAACACCGAUUUGGGCUAAUUUAUUUUCGGAUGGCAUUUUCGUAAUUUUGUGGGUGUCGAAAUGCCAUUUUCUUUGGAUUUUGAAGGCUACAGAUCACCGUUUCGGCCUGAGACUAUUCUUCAACGAUGACUAAGUCCAUUAAGCACUGAUUUGGGCAUAUUUAUUCCAGGUCAAUUUUUGGCAGAUUGCAAAGGGUUUGGGCGAUUUUUCCGAAAUGCCAUUUUCUUUCGAUUCUGGAUGCUACAGAUCACGAAAUCAGGCCGAGGCUAUUCUCCACCGAUAAUGAAGUCUAUUGAUCCUAUUCUCCACGGAUGAUAAGUCCAUUAAACACCAAUUUGGGUCAAUUUAUUUUCGGAUGGGAUUUUCGUAAUUUGUGGGCGUCAAAAUGCCAUUUUCUUUGGAUUUUGAAGGCUACAAAUCACGGAUUCGGCCUGAGACUAUUCUUCAAGGAUGACUAGGUCCAUUAAGCACCGAUUUGUGCGGAUUUAUUCCGGGUCAAUUUUUGGCAGAUUGCAAAGGGGUACCAUCACCGAUUUUGGGCAAUUUUUCCGAAAUGCCAUUUUCUUUCGAUUCUUGAGGCUACAGAUCACGAAAUCAGGCCGAGGCUAUUCUCCACCGAUAAUGAAGUCUAUUGAUCCUAUUCUCCACGGAUGAUAAGUCCAUUAAACACCUAUUUGGGUCAAUUUAUUUUCGGAUGGGAUUUUCGUAAUUUUGUGGGCGUCGAAAUGCCAUUUUCUAUGGAUUUUGAAGGCUACAGAUCACGGAUUCAGCCUGAGACUAUUCUUCAACGAUGACUAAGUCCAUUAAGCGCCGAUUUGGGCGGAUUUAUUCCGGGUCAAUUUUAGGCUGAUUGCAAAGGGGUAUCAUCAUCGAUUUUGGGCGAUUUUUCCGAAAUGCCAUUUUCUUUCGAUUCUAGAGGCUACAGAUCACGAAAUUAGGCCGAGGCUAUUCUCCACCGAUAAUGAAGUCUACUGAUCCUAUUCUCCACGGAUGAUAAGUCCAUUAAACACCGAUUGGGCCAAUUUAUUUUCGGAUGGCAUUUUUGUGUGGGCGGCGAAAUGCCGUUUUCUUUGAAUUUUGAAGGCUACAGAUCACGGAUUCGGCCAGAGACUAUUCUUCAAAAAUCACUAAGUCCAUUAAGCACCGAUUUGGGCGGAUUUAUUCCGGGUCAAUUUUUGGCAGAUUGCAAAGGAGUACCAUCACUGAUUUUGGGCGAUUUUUCCGAAAUGCCAUUUUCUUUCGAUUCUGGAGGCAACAGAUCACGAAAUCAGGCCGAGGCUAUUCUCCACCGAUAAUGAAGUCUAUUGAUCCUAUUCUCCACGAAUGAUAAUUCCAUUAAACACCGAUUUGGGCCAAUUUAUUUUCGGAUGACAUUUUCGUAAUUUUGUGGGCGUCGAAAUGCCAUUUUCUUGGGAUUUUGAAGGCUACAGAUCACGGAUUCGGCCUGAGACUAUUCUUCAAUGAUGACUAAGUCCAUUAAGCACCGAUUUGGGAGGAUUUAUUCCGGGUCAAUUUUUGGCAGAUUGCAAAGGGGUACCAUCACCGAUUUUGGGCAAUUUUUCCGAAAUGCCAUUUUCUUUCGAUUCUUGAGGCUACAGAUCACGAAAUCAGGCCGAGGCUAUUCUCCACCGAUAAUGAAGUCUAUUGAUCCUA
This is a messenger RNA of Linum trigynum, 8294 nucleotides long. NCBI's taxonomy places the organism in Eukaryota, Viridiplantae, Streptophyta, Magnoliopsida, Malpighiales, Linaceae. The record is from the annotation of a GenBank genome assembly.